Molecule: messenger RNA, 1757 nt
Organism: Megalops cyprinoides (Indo-Pacific tarpon)
Lineage: Eukaryota; Metazoa; Chordata; Actinopteri; Elopiformes; Megalopidae
Product: serine/threonine-protein phosphatase 2A 55 kDa regulatory subunit B delta isoform-like
Exons: 10
Coding region: 159-1502 (447 amino acids)
Biological process (GO): peptidyl-serine dephosphorylation
Cellular component (GO): protein phosphatase type 2A complex; cytosol
Molecular function (GO): protein phosphatase regulator activity; protein binding
Source: RefSeq, a predicted model, not a curated record
AAUCACGGGCAAUUGCAAUGGUACUGGCUGUGAUUGUCGGCUCUUAGAUCUUUUGCCUGUCUUCUCUUCUUGCUCUUAACCGUGGACGUAACAGCGCAAAUAAAGUUGUGAGGAACCCCCGCCAGUGACGCCAGAUCUGCCGCAGCCAGGAAGAAGCGAUGGCCGGAGUCGGAGGAGGGAAUGAUUUUCAGUGGUGUUUUUCCCAAGUAAAAGGAGCAAUAGAUGAAGAUGUGGCUGAAGCUGACAUUAUCUCCACGGUUGAAUUCAACUACUCUGGAGACUUGCUAGCCACAGGAGACAAGGGGGGCAGAGUAGUUAUAUUUCAGAGAGAACAGGAGUGUAAAAAUCGGCCACACUCAAGAGGAGAGUACAAUGUUUACAGCACUUUUCAGAGUCAUGAACCGGAAUUUGACUAUUUGAAAAGUUUAGAAAUUGAAGAAAAAAUUAACAAAAUUAAGUGGUUACCCCAACAAAAUGCUGCUCACUUCCUGCUGUCCACAAACGAUAAAACUAUUAAACUGUGGAAAAUCAGUGAGAGAGAUAAAAGGGCAGAGGGCUACAAUUUGAAAGAUGAAGACGGAAGGCCGAGAGAUCCUUAUCCAAUCACUUCACUUCGGGUACCAGUGCUGAAGCCUAUGGACCUAAUGGUGGAAGCCAGUCCUCGGAGAAUAUUUGCGAAUGCACACACAUAUCACAUUAAUUCCAUUUCUGUAAAUAGCGAUCACGAAACCUACCUUUCUGCAGAUGACCUAAGAAUAAACCUAUGGCACUUAGAAAUCACAGAUAGAAGUUUUAACAUUGUAGACAUAAAGCCUGCUAACAUGGAGGAGUUGACGGAAGUCAUCACGGCGGCCGAGUUUCAUCCGCACCAGUGCAACGUGUUUGUGUACAGCAGUAGCAAGGGAACCAUCAGGCUGUGCGACAUGAGGGCAGCUGCCCUCUGCGACAGGCAUACCAAGUUCUUUGAGGAGCCUGAAGAUCCGAGUAGCAGGUCGUUCUUCUCCGAAAUCAUCUCCUCGAUAUCUGAAGUGAAGUUCAGUCACAGCGGGCGCUACAUGAUGACGCGGGACUAUCUCUCCGUCAAGGUGUGGGACCUGAACAUGGAGAACAGGCCGGUGGAGACGUACCAGGUGCACGAGUAUCUCCGUAGCAAGCUGUGCUCAUUGUACGAAAACGACUGCAUUUUUGACAAGUUUGAGUGUUGCUGGAAUGGUACUGACAGUGCCAUCAUGACGGGCUCCUAUAACAACUUCUUCCGGAUGUUUGACCGGAACACGCGGAGGGACGUGACGCUGGAGGCGUCCCGAGAGGGCAGCAAACCCCGCGCGUUGCUCAAGCCCCGCAAGGUGUGCACCGGCGGUAAGCGCAAGAAGGAUGAGAUCAGCGUGGACAGCCUGGACUUCAACAAGAAGAUCCUGCACACGGCCUGGCACCCCAAGGAGAACAUCAUCGCCGUGGCCGCCACCAACAACCUGUACAUAUUCCAGGACAAAAUCAACUAAAACUGGCUCUUUUUUUUCUGCCAGAGGGCGGAGUCUUGUUCUUGCAUAGUUAAGCCUAGUCGUUUAUCUGUAAAAGACACGGCCUUCUUGUCCUCCUAGUGAAAAAUCUGAUGCACUCAUCUCGUCCUCGUAGUCAAGGGAGAAAAGGUUUUUUUUUUUUUUUCUUUCUUUUUGAGUCAGAGGUGUAUUUAAGCCUUCUGUGAGAAGGCACAAGAGUCAAGCAUUCUCUGACCGGGAGACGGCCAAACUGACACA